This is a messenger RNA of Magallana angulata, 1560 nucleotides long. RefSeq lists its product as uncharacterized. The transcript is spliced from 7 exons. NCBI's taxonomy places the organism in Eukaryota, Metazoa, Mollusca, Bivalvia, Ostreida, Ostreidae. Bases 1 to 1560 code for a protein of 519 amino acids. The record is from RefSeq and is a predicted model, not a curated record.
AUGCCUGGUAGUGGUCCUAAGAAUUAUCCUUGUACACUCUGCAAGAAGCGGACAAAGCCAGAUGAAAGGAGACCAGUGAAUAAAGACACCAGGAAAAUUCUACGAAAAUGUUUUAUGAUAGACUGUGCAGAUGGUGUUUUAUGCAGAAAAUGUCGACACAAGUGUGGUAAUUUAAAACCAACAUCAUCUCGUACAGAGAAGUCGUGUGUCCCACCCUGUGCAACUCCCAUAAAGAGUCCUGUGGGAAAAAGUGCUCGUUGUUGUCCAGUCCACAUUGUAAAUGACACCAUCAACACAGAGUCAAUAGAAAAUCUGGUUCCACCCAAAGAUACACGUUUUGUCAACAGGACUACUAUCAUGGAACUUGUAGAACAACUUAAAGAAGAGGCCCUACAAAGAGGAUCCAAGAGAAUAGAUUUUGAUGACCCUUCAUCAUUGUCAGACAGGGACUAUCUCACUUUGACUGGGCUUAGGAAGUUCGACUUUGAUGACUUGCUAUUGCAUGUUCAAUCGGCAGACAUAAGGCGAGCUGUAUCUUCUAAGAGACAAGUUCUGUCCAACAAGUUUGUCCCAAACCACUUGGGUUUUAAACACAUCACCAGAGAUGCUGUGAUAAGUGAGCACACAAGACCUCUUGCCAAGGAACUUUUUUCUCCCACCUUCAACCAAGCCAUAUUGGUCCUUGAUGGAACAUACAUAUAUGUUCAAAAAAGUUCAGUUUUCCUUUCAAAGGCGGUCAUACAACAUCUGUUGAAACCAAUGAUGAUUGUCACCACCAUGGGGGUACAUUGUUUCUGCCAUAGGACCAUAUUUGAUGCCAAAAUCCUCAACCAUAUCAUUGGUACAGACACUGAAGAAAUCAAAACGUGGCUCCAAGAGGAUGACAUUUUGAUAGUGGACAGGGGCUUCAGAGACUCAGCAGGUGUAUUAGCUGAUCUCGGUAUUCAGAUGGAGAUGCCGUCAUUUUUACAAAAAGGGCAUAAGCAACACAAAACUGAAGAUGCCAAUAGUUCUCGGUUGAUUACAAAGAUAAGAUGGGUAGUGGAAUCCGUAAAUGCCAGAAUCAAGACAUGGCGCUACUUGGCAAGACAGCUCCCGAAUUCUCAAAUUCCAUAUGUUGUGGAAUAUGUACGAAUCAUUAGUGCUCUCUGCAACAAAUACAGGCCACCUCUUAGCAGUGGAGAUGAAGAGAAUGGCUUGCAGACAGCUGCAAAGAUGCGUCACCUCUCUACACAGACUAAUCUACUGCAGAUUGAGGUAGAAUCAAAUAAUUUGCAAAAGAAACGAUAUGUCUGGAGAAAGAUCGAUGACGAGAACAUUGAUAUCCCUGACUUUCCCCAAUAUACAGAAGAGGAAAUCCGGGAACUAACUCUUGGAGUUUACCAAGUUAAGUUGGCAAAACAUUACACCCAGGAACACAUGAGCCAAGAAGGACACUCCCGCGUAAAUCUUGAACUAAGCAAGAACUGGUUGGACUCAGUAUGUGAUGCAGCCAUUAUUCCUGAGGUUGCUGAGGUUGUUGAUGAAAGCGACAGUGAGUCUGAAGCCAUGGAGGAAUGA